This is a messenger RNA of Pseudogymnoascus verrucosus, 1679 nucleotides long. RefSeq lists its product as uncharacterized. The transcript has 4 exons. The record is from RefSeq and is a predicted model, not a curated record. Bases 516 to 1427 code for a protein of 303 amino acids. NCBI's taxonomy places the organism in Eukaryota, Fungi, Ascomycota, Leotiomycetes, Thelebolales, Thelebolaceae.
CUGGAGAUACUGCACUCAGCCCUCCUCGGCCUCCCUCGUUCUUCAAUACCGAUGGCUAAAUCAAAAGACAUCAGCCGAAUACCGAAGCCUAAUUCUUAAUUCCGAAUCUCAAAUUCCAGAUCUCCAAUUUCCUCAUCAUCAAUAUUUUUGUUGAUGUUAGUUAUCAAAGUGAAGGCAACCUUCCCAUCAGACGGCUUCUCGGAGUUUAUAUAUCACCCGAUUGGCCAGUACAACAUCUAUGCUUCCCCAACCGACCUCUGAACUACAACCUCACGCAAAGUAUCACUCAUAUCAUUGGUGGUAUACCAGUAAAACUCUCAGCCUUGCUGCUCCAUGAUGUCGAAAUAUUACAGCCUUAUUGUCCCACGAUUAUGAAAACUUACAUCUCGCCCUCCCGGAGAGCGUUCGAGGCCGUCGUACCGCGUCAUGCAGUUAUAUGACCCUAACUGCCGCGGUAGACAUGGAGACGUAUAACUAACGCGUCAGCUCUUCCAGAGUGGCAGGUCCGGCCCAUAAUGUUAAAUAAUAAGCAUAUCACCAGAAUCUACAGCCAUCCAACUCCAAGGUUAUUCAAAUUCUCACUCCUGCGUGGUAUCCCAAUACCAUCAAAAUACCGCCAGAUUUCUCAAACUCCCAACGCAACUCACAAACAACUCUCAACAAUGGCACCUGCCAAACCCUGGGCCGACGGUCCAUUCAAACUAAUCCCAACCCCCCUCUUCACCCAAGGCCCCGACAAGCCAGUCGACCAAUACGUAACCGUCGCCAGCCAAAUGGCUAUAGCACAUAACACUAUGAUCCGCGCGCUCAACAGCAUCUAUCUCCAAGCUCCGCACGUCAAGCCAGAGGAUUAUAAAGAUUUCAUCGGAUAUAGCCUAUGCUGGUACCAGCUGAUCACGAAUCACCACCGCGGCGAGGAGGAUCGAUUUUUCCCGCAGAUCGAGGAGAAGACUGAGAAGGGGCUUAUGGAGGUUAAUGUCGAGCAACACCACGCCUUCGAAGCCGGUAUCGAAUCCUACAACACCUACCUCCAAUCCCUCCUCCCCACCGGCACCUCCUUCUCUGCCCCCAAACUCCUGGCCAUAAUCGACUCCUUUGCCCCCGCCCUAACGACUCACCUCGCCGACGAGAUCCCCUCCCUCCUCUCCCUCCGACGCUACGGCGAUGCCCUCCCCCUUGGGAAACUCGCCGCGAUCGAGUUUCAGAAGGUGGGGAUGGGAGCGGUGAGGACGGAGGGGGGACAUAUGUUUUUUGUGAAUUUGGAUAGGGGGUUUGAGGGGGGAUUGUGGAGGAAUUUCCCGGCUAUACCUGCGCCGGUGAGGUUUGUGCUCACGAGGGUGUUUGGGAAGUGGAAUGCGGGGUGGUGGAAGUUUGCGCCGUUGGAUUAUGAUGGGAAUCGGAAGGAGCUGUAUGCGCUUGGGGACUGACUAUCAAAGUCUCGCUUCUAAAUCGAGGUGCGGGUUAAGAAAGUUAGGAGUUGGUGUUGUUUUUGGAUUCGAAGCUUUUUAAGAUGCUACGAUCAUUCAUCAUAUGCUAGAAUCUGUUUGGUUUUGAAAGGAUCGUUUUGAGAGAUUGGAGAUGAUGCGAGGGAGAGGGCUCAAUAAUGUGCGCAAUUGAUAGGAAGAAUAUAGUAUGUAUGUACAAAUAACACACGAUUUAUUACAUUAAACAAUCUCCAG